Molecule: messenger RNA, 1080 nt
Organism: Brassica oleracea var. oleracea
Lineage: Eukaryota; Viridiplantae; Streptophyta; Magnoliopsida; Brassicales; Brassicaceae
Product: reticulon-like protein B11
Exons: 6
Coding region: 135-743 (202 amino acids)
Source: RefSeq, a predicted model, not a curated record
GCCGAAGCGAAAAGGAAAAAGCUUUGAUCUUUGGUGUAGAAAGAGCACGAUUGAUCCGUUGAUCUUUCGAAUCAAAGAGAGAUAUCGAUUCGUUGAAUAUAUUUAUGCGGAAGAACCCUAGCUGAUAAGUCGCUAUGGGAGAUUCCGCUUCUUCUUCUUCUUCUUCUUCUUCUUCUGUUCACAGAUCUCUUGGUGGUGGCUCAGUUGCUGAUCUGCUGCUGUGGAGAAACAGGACAGGUGCAGUCAUUUUGCUAGUUUCUUCUACUGCGUUUUGGUUCCUGUUCGAGAGAGCUGGUUACAAUCUCUUGUCUUUCGUCUCCAAUGUUCUGCUUCUCCUUGUUGCCAUCCUCUUCUUAUGGGCCAAGUCUGCUACUCUACUCAACCGACCUCUACCUCCAGUUCCCAAUAUGGAAAUCCCUGAGGAGUUUGCAAUCAAGGCUGCUGAUGAUAUUCGGGCUUUGAUCAAUCAUGUGCUCUCAAUUGCAAGUGAUAUCACCAUUGCUAGAAAUCCAAUUCGUCUCCUUCAGGUUUCAUUUGUCUUGUGGGCUAUAUCCUAUGUCGGGACUUUGAUCAACUCCCUCACUCUUGUCUACAUUGUGGUUCUUCUCAGUCUUUCUGUUCCUGUUGUGUACGAGAACUACCAAGAGCACAUCGAUGAUAAGCUGAGUUCAACUUCAGAAGUCAUUCGAAAUAUCUCAAGGAAGAUUCCAAUGCCCGUAAGCAAAGAGAAGAAGUAUCAGUAGGUAGUGUAAUAGGUGGAAAAAAAAACUGCCGGUUUGUUUCAUCAGACUAAUUACAGCAGCUUUUAACACACAUGAAUGGCACUGGAUUUGCUUGCUAUAAUAGGAUGAUCAAGCAGCAGAAAAAAAAAGUGAAUCGCAGUACAGAUUUUUGCUCAUAUCUUUCUGCUUUGGUCUAUCUUUCUGUGUUUGCUCUGUUCUACUAGAUUCAUGGUGGGUUUUUUGUGUCUUUUGACAGAACGUCUGGUCUUUUAGUUUACACACAAAUGAUUUGUAGCAUUCUUGUUGCAGUAAGAUAAAUCUAAUACAAUUUGAGUGGUUAUUCAAACAUAAUUGCUGA